Panicum hallii is the source of this 1915-nucleotide messenger RNA. Its product is annotated as sugar transport protein MST1-like. Lineage: Eukaryota; Viridiplantae; Streptophyta; Magnoliopsida; Poales; Poaceae. Gene Ontology annotation, molecular function: monosaccharide transmembrane transporter activity. Gene Ontology annotation, biological process: monosaccharide transmembrane transport. Gene Ontology annotation, cellular component: membrane. The transcript is spliced from 3 exons. Bases 212 to 1741 code for a protein of 509 amino acids. The record is from RefSeq and is a predicted model, not a curated record.
GCCACCGUUUGGCAGCACACCACGCAGCGGCCGCGCGCAGGAGGCGGCGGCAUCGCAUCAACCUCGGGCGCUCUGCUGCCAGUUCGCUCUCGGCCCUCGUGCAGCCUGCCUGCCCCCUCCCCUGCCGCGCGCUUGCCUAGCUCGCCGCGGGCCGCAGCGCAGCGCGUCUCGGGUCGUCUUCGAGUACCUGCCGGGGAGCAGCGGCCGAGAAAUGCCCGGCGGCGCCUUCCUCCUCAACAGCGGCGGCGGCAUGGCGGACUACGGCGGCGGGCUCACCGUCCCCGUCGUGGUGACCUGCCUCAUGGCGGCCUCCGGCGGCCUCAUCUUCGGCUACGACAUUGGCAUCUCAGGAGGUGUGUCGGAGAUGGAGUCUUUCCUGGAGAAGUUCUUCCCGGGGCUGCUCAAGCGGACGGCGCACGCCAACAAGGACGUGUACUGCACCUACAACAACCAGGCGCUCACUGCUUUCACCUCGUCGCUCUACGCGUUCGGUAUGGUGGGGACGCUGCUGGCGAGCCGCGUCACCCGCCGGCUCGGGCGCCAGGUCAUCAUGCUCGUCGGCGGCAGCCUGUUCCUGGCCGGCGCCCUCGUCAACGCCGCCGCGGCGAACGUCGCCAUGCUCAUCGUCGGGAGGAUGCUGCUCGGCCUGGGCCUCGGGUUCUCGGGCCAGGCCACGCCGGUGUACCUCGCCGAGGUGGCGCCCCCACGCUGGCGCGGCGGGUUCAUCUCGGCCUUCCCCCUGUUCAUCAGCGUCGGGUACCUCGUCGCUAACCUGAUCAACUACGGCACGUCGCGGAUCCCGGGCUGGGGCUGGCGCCUGUCGCUCGGCCUCGCGGCCGUCCCGGCCGCCGUCAUGGUGGCGGGCGCCGCGUUCAUCCCGGACACCCCCAGCAGCCUCGUCCUGCGCGGGAGGCACGACGACGCCCGCGCCGCGCUGCAGCGGGUGCGCGGCAAGGGCGUGGACAUCGGCGCCGAGUUCGCCGACAUACUCGCCGCCGCGGAGCACGCCCGGCGGAACGAGGAGGGCGCGUUCCGGCGGAUCCUGCGGCGGGAGUACCGGCCGUACCUGGUGAUGGCCGUGGCGUUCCCGGUGUUCCUGAACCUCACCGGGGUGGCCGUGACCGCCUUCUUCUCUCCGAUCCUGUUCCGCACCGUCGGGUUCGAGAGCGACGCCGCGCUGAUGGGCGCCGUCAUCCUGGGCGUGAUGAACAUCGGCGGCAUCCUCGCGUCGGGCUUCGCCAUGGACCGCUACGGCCGGAAGCUGCUCUUCAUGAUCGGCGGCGCCCUCAUGUUCACGUGCCAGGUGACGAUGGCGAGCAUAAUCGGCUCGCACCUCGGCAACGGGAGCAAGAUGCCCAAGGGGUACGCGGUGGCGGUGCUGAUCGCGACGUUCGUCUUCUCGGCGAGCUUCAGUUGGUCGUGGGGCGCGCUGUACUGGACCAUCCCCGGCGAGAUCUACCCGGUGGAGGUGCGGUCGGCGGGGCAGGGCGCCGCCGUGGCGCUCAACCUGGGGCUCAACUUCCUGCAGGCGCAGCUCUUCCUGGCGAUGCUGUGCUGCUUCAAGUACGGCGCCUUCCUCUUCUACGCGUCGUGGCUGGUGGUGAUGACCGCCUUCGCCGUGGCGUUCGUGCCGGAGACCAAGGGCGUGCCGCUCGAGUCCAUGGGCCACGUCUUCGCGCGCCACUGGUACUGGGGCAGGUUCGUCAAGGAGCAGAAUAAGUUUGGGGACGAAUCCACCUAAUAGCUACUGUAAUAAUUCAGAAUCAGCGUGUGACUGGUGUAUAGUGCCGGUAGAUUAUUUAUAAGGUAAAUACAUAUCGUGUCAGUGUGUGCGUGCCUUUGUGGUGACUGAAUGACCUAAAAAGCUCAUCCAUGCAGUACAUUUCGAGAUUUGAAAUAUAAUACGUACGUAGCA